UCCCUAGCAUGUGCAUGACAGCUCAGAGGAGAGCAGGAGGACCACGACGCGCAGGGACAGUCCUCAAUCUCCCACCUUAUUUUUGUCAGCUAAUCACAUUCAUAUACACUGAGAGGAAAAGCUGUGUAUGUUUUGAAAUAUUGGCGAUCAUUGGUUGACAGCGCUCUCGCUCGGAGGAUUCAUCCCGGGAUAUUGAAUGGAAGCGGCGGCUGAAGGGGCGGCCAGCCUGUCUGAGGCCGGGGAUGGGAGUCCGUUAUCUGGGGCAGCAGCAUCCGAGGACGCGGUGACGGCGGACGGCACGGACUGGGACUCUACAUCGAAAAAGGCUUUCAUAACAGAGAUGCCUUCAUCGUCAGGCCAGCCAGCCCAUGGGAAGAAGAUCGGACACAGAGGAGUGGACGCUUCUGGAGAAACCACGUAUAAGAAGACCACAUCUUCAGCACUCAAGGGGGCCAUUCAGCUAGGGAUUGGCUACACGGUUGGCAACUUGAGUUCCAAGCCUGAGCGGGACGUCCUCAUGCAGGAUUUCUAUGUGGUGGAGAGCAUCUUCUUCCCCAGUGAAGGGAGCAACUUGACGCCAGCCCAUCAUUUCCCAGACUUCCGUUUCAAAACCUAUGCUCCCGUCGCCUUCCGUUACUUCAGAGAGCUCUUCGGGAUACGGCCGGAUGACUAUUUGUAUUCGCUCUGUAACGAACCACUGAUCGAGUUGUCCAAUCCUGGAGCCAGUGGCUCAGUCUUUUACGUCACGAAGGAUGAUGAGUUCAUCAUUAAGACAGUCUUGCACAAGGAGGCAGAGUUUUUGCAGAAGCUUCUUCCUGGAUAUUACAUGAACUUGAAUCAGAAUCCUCGCACCUUAUUGCCCAAGUUCUUCGGGCUGUACUGCGUACAAUCGGGCGGGAAGAACAUUCGGAUGGUGGUCAUGAACAACGUUCUGCCCAGGGUGGUGCGCAUGCACCUCAAAUACGACCUAAAGGGGUCCACGUACAAACGACGGGCCUCUAAAAAAGAGCGGGAAAAGGCGAAGCCCACUUUCAAAGACCUUGAUUUUAUGCAGGACAUACAAGAGGGUCUCAUGCUGGAUACAGACACAUACAGCGCCCUGGUCAAGACGUUACAGAGAGACUGUUUGGUCUUGGAAAGCUUUAAGAUUAUGGAUUAUAGUUUGCUGCUGGGAGUUCACAACAUCGAUCAGGCAGAGAAAGAGCAGCAGAUGGAGGGAUCUCAGGGCAACAGUGAUGAAAAGAGGCCGCUGGCACAGAAAGCGCUCUACUCCACUGCCAUGGAGUCCAUCCAGGGAGCGUCGGCCUGUGGAGAAGAGAUUGACACUGAGGACACGUAUAGCUACACAUUUAAUUUCAGUGGAAUAAUCGACAUCUUGCAGUCUUACAGGUUAAUAAAGAAAUUGGAGCAUACGUGGAAGGCUCUAGUCCAUGAUGGGGACACAGUGUCUGUUCACAGACCGUCUUUCUAUGCAGACAGGUUCUUCAGAUUUAUGAGCACUACUGUAUUCAGAAAGACUUCCUCACUGAAAUCCUCUCCGUCAAAGAGGGGUCGUGGGGGUCUGGCUGCGGCCAAAUACAGCGGUCCCGGGGCGGCUUGGUCGGCCAGCCAGCUGCCGUUUGUAAGAGACGAAAACAUCUACGACUUGAGAGGAGCCCAUAGCUUCCCCACACUGGAAGACGAUGGUCGGGCAGAUGUACUUCCCUGCACCCCUCCCUCGUUCGAGGAGGCCACCACAGCCUCCAUCGCCACCACGCUCUCCUCCACCACCUCCCUUUCCAUCCCAGAACGCUCCCCGUCGGACACCUCCGAACACCCGCGCUACAGGAGACACACCCAGUCCAGCCAUGAAGAAACAAUGCAGGAUGAGGACCAGCAAACCAUCACAGUGGAGGUGGAAGUGGAGGGACGAUAUGACAGUGAACCCACCCUCGCGGCUCCCCAGGUAUCGCCGGAGAUCAGUGACGCUACAGAGACGUUUCUAGAAGCCUCGUCCUCCUCCGUCCCGGCGAGCCCCAGGAUAGUGGUAGAAUCUGACGGCGGCAGUCAGGCCUCAGGCUGUACGAGCCGAGCUUCUGUGGAUGAGGAUGAGGAUGUGCCAAUUACAGACAUUUAUUUUUUCUCUGAUGGCAGCAUCUGUGUUUGUCAGCCCGUCACACACAGAAGAAGGCAUGCUCCUCCAGAAGACAAAAGCUGGGUAUAUUCUCCUCUGCACUUCAGCUCAGGGCCUAAAACCCUGCCAGAGGAUGAAGGGGAGAGUGAAACAUAAUCAGACCUCAGGAAAGAGGGGCAGCUACAAAGGUUCGGACUCUUCAGAUGUCCGGAAGCUGUACUGGUCGGACUUUUCGCAACUUAAGCAUCAUUUUCAUCGUCCUUUCACCCAUUCCAUAAACAACACCAAGCAAGUAGUAAUACCAAUGUCCAGACUUAUUUAUGAGUAAUAAUGAAAAUAUUUAUGUUUAAUUAUUUUUUGAUUGUUUUGUGUUUCAUUUAUUGUCUAAUUUACAUACUGUGAACGUAUUUUCCGAUUUGAGCUCUGGGACUCAAGACUUUUCCCAAGAGUGGGUUGUAGGUUAUUAUUUAAAAAAAAAAUUUUUUAGGGGAUUCUUUUUAGUUGUUAAUGCGCCUUGGUUAUCAGGUAGCAUUGUUUGUUUCGUAACUUUUGAAAAAUUUAAGUUCUGUCGCAGACCUUAGAUAUACCCAAACAUGGUUUGCUUUAUUUUUAUUGGUUCUUCAAAAAUAUAUUAAGCCAGCAAUAGUGUUCAGUGUUUCAGAGUUAUGAAUUUCCAAGAAGUGGCUGUUUGAUGUGUGAAAUUUGGCAAUAACCAAAGUCUCAAAAUGUUCUCUUUUUUAAUUUAAUUUUAAUGUAAAAAUUAGGACUGAUAACGGAUGCUGGAUGUUAUAGAAAAUGACAUUUUCCGCAUCACCUGAUCUUUAUAUUCUUGUUUUGGCUUAUUUUUAUACAUUCUGGUCAUUUCAAUUUGUUCCACAGAUUUUCCCGCCAAAAUCCAGUACAAAGUCAUCAGGGCCUGGUUAUUAAGACAUGUUAAACUGAAAGAUGGGACCAAACUUAUGUGGGAGGCCAAAUAUGUAAAACAACUUGUUACCAUAAUCGCAAUCAGAAAUAUUUAAGUUAAAACAUUAAUUUGUAAAUCCACAUGUAUAGAAUUUGUGUGUGUGCCUAUGCAUUGAGCGUGUUUGUGGUUUUGAGUAACCGAGUGUCUCAUUUUACAAUGGAAGUGUGCAACACUGAUUCUUAUAAUGUGCAGUGGCCAGCUGUUAUUGAUAUUGCUGUUGUAUCCAAAAUAAAAGGACUACUGCAGCAAUACAUAUGUAAAGUGUAGCACACACAUAUUUUGGUUGCCUUAAUUAGUUUUUGCCAACCUAAUCCUAUUGUAGUUAUAAACUACCGUAUUCACUGAUUCAGUCUUUCUGGUUCACCAAUGAUAGUGUCUUAGAGAAUUUGUAUAUAGCUCUUUAAAUACAUAUAAAAUCUAUUUUAAAUGUUAUUUGAAGUUUUCUUUUGUAUUUCAUUUUUCACAAGUGGCUUGUGAAAGGUGUCCUAUAGGUCCACACAAACCCAACCAUUCUUCCAGCGUCGAGGACGUUUUCUUGUGUUUGAGUCUGUUUCUUUGUAUCAUAUGUGUACACUUUACAGUUGGGAUUGUAAAGUCUGUACGGUCAAAGACAAUACAACUGUAUCAAUCACUUACUCUGCCAACAGUUGAGCUGUUUGUGUGUGUACGCAUGUAUGUGUGUGUGGUCAAAAAGGUGUGUGCACCCCUAAAUAGCAAAAGAGCAUGAUGAAAUGUGAGUCUAUUGACAUUGAUGUACAGCAUAUACAUUUAUCUCUUUGAAAAGACCACGACCAAUGGACCGAUGUGUGUACAUUUGUUCAGAUCCUUAAAUAAAUACAACUGGUGGACUUGA
Molecule: messenger RNA, 3930 nt
Organism: Sinocyclocheilus anshuiensis
Lineage: Eukaryota; Metazoa; Chordata; Actinopteri; Cypriniformes; Cyprinidae
Product: phosphatidylinositol 4-phosphate 5-kinase type-1 gamma-like
Exons: 19
Coding region: 197-2269 (690 amino acids)
Biological process (GO): phosphatidylinositol phosphate biosynthetic process
Cellular component (GO): plasma membrane
Molecular function (GO): 1-phosphatidylinositol-4-phosphate 5-kinase activity
Source: RefSeq, a predicted model, not a curated record